Molecule: messenger RNA, 2162 nt
Organism: Oryza brachyantha (malo sina)
Lineage: Eukaryota; Viridiplantae; Streptophyta; Magnoliopsida; Poales; Poaceae
Product: cytochrome P450 714C2-like
Exons: 7
Molecular function (GO): iron ion binding; heme binding; oxidoreductase activity, acting on paired donors, with incorporation or reduction of molecular oxygen
Source: RefSeq, a predicted model, not a curated record
UGGAACGUACGCCGCUCUAUCAAAACGGUUUCCUCAUCCUCUCGUCUCCUGGUGGUGGUGAUAACCCAUCAAUCAAUAAUUCACUAUGGUCUUCUCAUGGAAUUGCGUCAGAUUUCAGAGCUGUCGACCGCGGCGUUAAUGCCACGUCCCGACCUAUUCUUGUCAUGACAUGGUGCGAAUACUUUGCUAUUGCAAGCUGACAAUGAUUCCCUGAAAGUUUCAGGCCCCAGCUGCACACAUGGACAUGUAUCACCCAUCAAAUAUAUGUCAGAAUAUGAAUGGUAUUAUGAACAUCUAAUCUCUAUCUCUCUGUCUCACACACAUGGAAUUAUUCUUCUCGUCGCUGCAAUGGCUACCGGUUCUAUCUCCGGUCAUCCUCUGUAUCCUUCUCUUCUCCUAUCUGUACACCAUUCUGUGGCUAAGACCAGAGCGGUUGAGGCAGAAACUGAGGAGCCAAGGAGUGAAGGGUCCCAAGCCUUCUUUUCUCUUUGGAAACAUACCAGAGAUGAGGAGAAUCCAGCAACUGACCAAGUCUGUGCAGGAACAGGAAGCAGGGACUAGUGACCGGGUUUCCUCAAAUUAUGUGGCUACUCUUUUCCCUUACUUCCUCCACUGGAGCAGAGUUUACGGCCCCAUCUACAUGUAUUCCACCGGAAGCAUACAAACUUUAAGUGUGAUUGAUCCAAACAUUGUGAAGGAGCUGGCCAACUGCAAGUCUUUGGAUGUCGGGAAGCCUAGCUUCUUGCAAAAAGAGCGUGGAGCUCUUCUUGGUUUGGGAAUUUUGACGUAAAAUGGUGAUCUAUGGGUACACCAGAGAAAGGCGAUCGCACCUGAACUCUUCAUGGACAAGGUUAAGGGAAUGGUGAAUUUGAUGAUGAAGGCUGCAGUGCCAAUGUUGAACUUGUGGAAAAACGAUGUUGAGGACAGGGGAGGCAGUGCAGAGAUUGUGGUUGAUGAGUUCUUGAGAAACUUUUCAGCUGAUGUCAUAUCAAGGGCUUGUUUUGGAAGCAGCUUUAGUGAAGGCAAGGAGAUUUUCAUAAAAAUACAGCAACUUCAGACAACAAUGGCAAAACAAAAUAUGUUUAUUGGUGUUCCUGGAAGUAGGUAUUUACCAACAAGGAGCAAUAGAGAGAUCUGGAAUCUGGAUAGUAGCAUCCGUACCCUCAUUUUAAACAUAGCAAAGAAAUAUGAACAUGAUUCACCAACCACAGCGAACAAGGGUCUCCUGCACGCCAUCAUUCAGGGUUCUAAGGAUGGCCCCUUCACUUCAUGCACACGUGAGGAUUUCAUUGUCGACAACUGCAAAAGCAUCUACUUCGCAGGGCAUGAGACAACCUCGACCACGGCUGCAUGGUGUUUGAUGCUUCUAGCUUCACACCAUGAAUGGCAGUCCCGUACCCGGGUUGAAUUGCUUGACAUUUGUCAAGGGAGACCACUAGAUUUUAACAUGCUACGGAAACUGAAAACGCUGACAAUGGUGAUCCAUGAGACGCUCCGCUUGUACCCGCCAGCUGCUUUCGUCGUUCGGGAAGCUCUGAAUGACAUCGAACUUGGCAGCAUCGACAUACCAAAAGGGACUAACAUCUCGAUCCCGAUCGCAAUGGCUCACCGGGAUCCUUCUGUAUGGGGUCCUAGUGCCGACAAGUUUGAUCCAGACAGGUUUGCCAACGGCAUAGCAGGAGCCUGCAAGCCCCUUCAUAUGUACAUGCCCUUCGGCGUUGGGGUCCGGACAUGUGCCGGCCAGAAUCUAGCCAUUGUUGAGCUCAAGGUUGUUCUGUCACUCCUGCUGUCCAAGUUUGAAUUCACGCUUUCUCCAAACUAUGUGCAUUGCCCUGCGUUCAGGCUCACUAUCGAGCCUGGGGAAGGUGUCCCAUUGAUUUUCAGGGAGCUCUGAUGUGCAAUUAUUUUCAGAUGUAUAAAGCUCUGUGCUUCCCAUUGGUGUAGCUAUCUGAAUAUCCGUGGAGUGCAAAUUUGCGUUCUGUAGUAGUAAAAGAUUAGCAUAUUUUAAGUGGAAAUGUCAGGAUGGCCGAGUGGUCUAAGGCGCCAGACUCAAGUUCUGGUCCUCGAUGAGGGCGUGGGUUCAAAUCCCACUUCUGACAAUUUUUAGACAGAAAUCUUUUAAUUGAGUAUUUCAUCAUUUUCUUUUUAAUUGUUUUAUUCUU